CCAAUUCCUUAUCCUCACAUUGCUUCCCCUGCGUCUAACUCUCUACACUCUCUUCUCCUUUCCUCAUCUCACUAUCCAAAAAUGGCUUCCACUCUCUCCACUGUAACCCUCCGUUCUCUUUCCCAUCCCGCCCCUUCCGCCUCCAAUUCCUUGCUGCCGGCAACCGCCUUCCCCAAACAAGCCGUACAAUUCCCGGUCCGCGCCCCGAAACUCCCCCGCCGAGCCACAUUCGUCCGCCCUAUAGCCGCCGUGGGUGCGCCGGAGAAAGUGGUGCAGCUCGGCGACGAAAUCUCAAACCUAACCCUAGCCGACGCGCAGAAACUGGUCGAGUACCUCCAGGACAAGCUCGGCGUCUCCGCCGCGAUGAUGGCGCCCGCGGCCGCCGUCGUCGCCGCUCCCGGAGCCGCCGGCGCUGGCGAGGCCGCCGCCGUAGUGGAAGAGAAGACGGAGUUCGACGUGGUGAUCGAAGAGGUGCCGAGCAACGCCAGAAUCGCGGCGAUUAAAGCGAUUCGGACCUUGACGAGCUUGGCGCUGAAAGAGGCCAAGGAGUUGAUUGAAGGCCUGCCGAAGAAAUUCAAAGAGGGAGUCUCGAAAGAGGACGCUGAAGAAGCCAAAAAGCAGCUCGAAGCAGCCGGAGCCAAAGUAUCAAUUGUCUAGAAAUUUGAUUGAAUCGAUGAAUUCCAUGGCAAUGCUUUCUAUCUCUUUUCCCCCUUUUUUUGUGACGAAAUUGAAUUGUACUUGUUUGCAUUUGCUACUAGCCAGUUUCUAGCUAUAGACUUACAGCUUCAUAUCUCUUAUGUUAUGAUUUCUGAAGCAUCAAAAUUUUCAUUUCUCAAUCUCAA
This is a messenger RNA of Ipomoea triloba (trilobed morning glory), 842 nucleotides long. RefSeq names its product 50S ribosomal protein L12, chloroplastic-like. The record is from RefSeq and is a predicted model, not a curated record. NCBI's taxonomy places the organism in Eukaryota, Viridiplantae, Streptophyta, Magnoliopsida, Solanales, Convolvulaceae. Gene Ontology annotation, biological process: translation. Gene Ontology annotation, molecular function: structural constituent of ribosome. The transcript has a single exon. Gene Ontology annotation, cellular component: ribosome. Bases 82 to 657 code for a protein of 191 amino acids.